AUGGAAAAUAGAUUUCAGGAUCCCUCGUCGCUCAACUCUUCACGUGCCACGUUGUCCUCUGUAAACAAGUCUGGAAUACAGCUGAUAUCGCCAAGCUUGACGACAAGUUCAAGUCCCGCUUCGCAUGAUCACCAAGCAGCCCCUACUUUCGCCACCAAUGAACUAACCUCACAUGGCCUACAUCUGAAUGCGGCACUUCAGAAACAACAAGGCCCGGCGCUUACCAAUAGUCCUGCAAACACAAUGGGAGGAGUCCAAAAUCCGAACCAUUUGACGAGUCCAAUUGUUCGGAUUGACUACAGCCAUGGAGAUCAUUCCGACCAACAUGACAUGGGGUUGAAUCUCACGCUAGAUUCUGGCAAGCGAUCUGCCCAGCAUUUAUCGCCGUAUGCGAAUGAGUCAUCCGACGAUGAGAUCGAAAACACACAUGGAUCCAUCAAUAAUAGCUAUGCGGGUAGAUCUAUCUCCGUACCUGUGCCCGAGCGAAACGAUGACGGAUCUUGGGCUACAGAGGGAGCAAAUUCUCAGGCUGGUAUCAGUCCGAUAGGUCGCAGCAGACUUAAUGAGCAAUCCAUUGUCUCACUCAAAGAACAGGAGGAACAGAUUCUUCUAGCUGGGAAAAAUAAGGAGGUAGAAGAAUGGCUCUCUCAUAGUGAUGUAGGCAGCGAUGUUGAAGGCCCGGUCAGGCGGAAAAUCAAAGACUCCAAUCGAAGGAGAGCCAGAAGUUUCAACGACAUAGCGAGUCAAGCGAAGUCAGGCACAUACCUUGGAUUGGGCGUCCAAACUGCAAUACUCCACGAUCGUAGUAUACCCGGUCCAGGAGUGUACAUUGACGAGCGCAGUGAAUAUGACGAGGACGAUGAGGAAGGGGAACGAGUCACGGAUGUAUCGUUGGAAGAUGACGAAAUGCCAUUCAAUCCGGAGAGCGUGAACUCUUCCUCUUAUUUCCCCGCUUCUGAGCAAGACUUCAUCGAAGCUGUUCCGGCGAAGCCCUGGGCCGAUUCAUCAUGGCCUAAUGGAAAGUCCAGCGACCGUUAUCAGCCACCGACGUCGAAUCAAGCGAUGUCAAGAUUCAUAACUCGUGCAAAAGAAGUCGAUCAUGCUUCUUUGGCUGCAACCGUUGGCUCAUCUCGACGCAGGAGUGAGUCGGAACUAGGGAGUCUAUACGGUGCUGUUGGGAUUUCCAAACCAGUUGCACCGACCAACUUAGCAGAAGCACGCGGUAAGCCGAAGGAAAAGCGUGAACGAAGGCCUAGCAUACUCGAAAGCAUUAUCAAACGCAAAGACACUAAUGCUCUAAAGCGUAAGGGAAGCCAGCCUUCUCCGUCACAGCCGGCCGAGUCAGGUCAGGCUAACACGAAGAACGCCCAGGGCAUAGCCACACCCCCUAAGCGGAAGCACAGCUGGAGCUCCAAGGGUCCCAGGGUAGAUACGAGCCCUCUGCCCAGCCAAAAAGACCUAGGUCUAAGCACAGGUCCUAAUCUUCCCACAACUUCCGGGCCACUGAAGACUUUGGGAAAAGUCAUACAAAGACAUCGCAGCCGGAGCGACUUGGGGAAAUCGCCGGGCCUAGCUACACUUAUGACACAACAUGGUGGUCCUCCUAUGUUGUCAUUAGCUUCACCAUUAGCAGACAAUGACACCAAGUUCGGUCCACCUGCUCUAACAACUGCCGUUGCCGCCAAGGACGAGGAGGACAGUAACGCAGGCGACGACAUACACGAAAUGCACACUAUGGAUCUCAAGAUUCGAAACGACCCGAUCAUACCAACAGCUGAGGGUUUCAAGACGCAUGCUCGGCAGCUAAAUCCUCGAUUAGUUGAAUACAUGGUGGAAAGGGUGACUCAGGAACAGAUGCGACGAUACAAGCGGCUGCUUGACUUCAAAGUCAAGCACUGCAAUGCUGUCAGGCACAGGAAUUGUUCCGCACAAAACUUCUGUCUCUCUCUCGGUGGGGAAUCUAAGAUCCUGCCACCGCGAGCUAGCAAUAAGGAUGGUGACGCACCGUUCGUCGGGUUUCAGAUAACCACUCCUGGAUCCUCAGAUGAAGACCUCAUCGCUGCGAGUGAGGGCACAGUCGUGGCAGCCCAAUUCCCACCCGGCGUCCCACUGCCACCUGUGAAACGCCUACCUGCCGAAUUCGAAUGCCCUUUGUGCUUUAAAGUAAAAAAGUUUAACAAGCCGUCAGAUUGGACAAAGCAUGUGCAUGAAGAUGUUCAGCCUUUCACCUGCACAUUUCCCAAUUGUGGGGAGCCCAAAUCAUUCAAGCGCAAAGCUGAUUGGGUUCGGCAUGAGAACGAGCGGCACAGACAGUUGGAGAAUUGGACCUGCAACAUUGGCGACUGCACGCACACUUGCUACCGCAAGGACAACUUUGUACAGCACUUAGUGCGUGAACAUAAGUUGCCAGAGCCUAGAGCCCGAACGGGCCGUGCCAGCAAUACCGGCGCCAACGGGCAUAUCGAAGGAAGCGGACCAUAUCGCUUGGGAAUAUCUAGCAAUGAUCCUUCCGAUGAUGUAUGGGCGCUUGUCGAGCGUUGCCGACGGGACACCGCUAAGCAACCCAAGGACGAGCCUUGCAGGUUCUGCGGCAAUAUCUGCACCAGCUGGAAGAAGCUGACUGUGCAUCUCGCAAAGCACAUGGAGCAAAUUAGUAUGCCUAUUCUGCCUCUUGUCGAGCAGAAGCAUGUCAACGCGGACACCAUUGUCAGUCCCGUCGUCGACAUCCCGCAACAUUCCGAUCAGAUCCACACACCUAGUCGGUCUCCAGCAUCUCACCACGGCCCCCACUCUGCUGGUCCGAGAGAUCACAGCUAUCCACCACAGUUCCUCCAAAGAUCCACCGCCACGGCUAUGCCACCUAAUGACAUCAGCACGUACCCUCCUCCGCAACUUCACCAUAUGGUAUCGCAGUCGCAGGGUGAUUAUCCGUCGUAUUCCAGAGCGAGAGACGCCAAUACACAGCAUAAUGCAUAUACCAACGUCUUGCCCGUAUCUGGACCGAGUUGGACCGAGUCAAGCCAAAUCAAUCAUGCUCCACACUAUGCUCCACAACCACCACCCAUCACGCCAGUAUCAGGCUCAGGAUUUGGCAGCAACCCUGUCUACGAAUCCCCCACAGUCGAGACGCACAGCUUGCCGGGACCUGCAUAUGCCCAGCAAUGCUUUCCGACAACAGCGUCAAAUUCGACGUCAGGCGCAGGGGACGUUACUAUGCGAGUCCCAUCACAUGUUGGCUACGGCCAGAGCGCAAACGCAUUCCAACAGUCUGAUUACCAGCUGCAUCCUUACAUGUCUCAGCAGGAACAAGCAGGUCUAUACAGGCAGUACUAG
This is a messenger RNA of Pseudovirgaria hyperparasitica, 3333 nucleotides long. RefSeq lists its product as uncharacterized. Lineage: Eukaryota; Fungi; Ascomycota; Dothideomycetes; Acrospermales; Acrospermaceae. The transcript has a single exon. The coding region runs from base 1 to 3333 and encodes 1110 amino acids. The record is from RefSeq and is a predicted model, not a curated record.